This is a messenger RNA of Cucurbitaria berberidis CBS 394.84, 471 nucleotides long. RefSeq lists its product as uncharacterized. Gene Ontology annotation, molecular function: zinc ion binding. The record is from RefSeq and is a predicted model, not a curated record. Lineage: Eukaryota; Fungi; Ascomycota; Dothideomycetes; Pleosporales; Cucurbitariaceae. The annotation marks the transcript as partial. The transcript has 3 exons.
AGCGCGAAAAGUAGCACUAUCGUCAUAGCCGUCAUAGUACCUUCGGUCUUGAUCAUUGUUUUCCUCACGCUGGUCAUCAUGAAUCGUCGUAGAGGCUUCAUUAUACCGAGAUUAGUUGGGCACAACGACGCAGCCGUGAGAGAAGAGCGAAUGAAGAAGCGCCAAAAUGAGCUCGAAAGUAGCAUCAAGACGCAGCAUUUCGACGACUGGCUCGCUGCGCAGAAGGAGAAGAAUCCAGGGUCGUUGCACACAACCGAUCCAGUGUGUGCGAUAUGUCUCGACGAAUUCGCCGAGGAUGCGCAAAUUCGAGGACUGCGGUGCUCUCACGCCUUCCACGCAGCCUGCUUGGACGAGUGGUUUACGAGAUACAACGAGUACUGUCCGUUGUGCCAUGGACCGAUUAUCCCUGGCCGGGCCAGAAGAGGAGGGCGUGAAAGAGCCACUCCGAUCCCCGUAAUCCUGAUGGUGUGA